AUGGCUGCACAAAACUUAGACAAUGGCUCUCAGCCAAAAUACGAAAGAACGCAGACGCAGCCUGAGAACCCGUUCGCUGCCUUAAUUCCGGAGCAGCAGAUUGCUAUCAUUCCGUCCUUCACCCUCGAAUCCGGAGUCACUCUUCAGAAUGUGCCCGUCGCCUAUACUACCCGUGGUAAACUCUCGCCCAACGGCGACAAUGCCAUGGUGAUUUGCCACGCCUUGACCGGCAGCGCAGAUGUCAGCGACUGGUGGGGUCCUCUCCUUGGAGGCCCUGGCAGAGCUUUCGACACCUCGAGAUUCUUUAUCGUGUGUAUGAACAGUCUCGGCAGUCCCUACGGCACAGCAAGCCCAGUCACUGCCAAGGACGGAGACCCGUCGAAAGGCAGAUAUGGACCCGAGUUCCCUCUGACCACGAUUCGCGACGACGUCAGCCUCCACAAGUUGUUGCUGGACGAGCUCGGAGUCAAGCAAAUCGCAGCAGUCGUUGGUGGGUCCCUCGGCGGCAUGUUUGUGCUGGAGUGGGCAUAUCUGGGCAAGGACUACAUUCGCUGCAUUGUGCCCAUUGCUACAUCUAGCAGGCACAGCGCAUGGGGUAUCAGCUGGGGUGAAGCACAGCGACAAAGCAUCUACGCUGAUCCCAAGUACGACGAUGGUUACUACUCGUUCGACGACCCGCCGUCGACUGGCCUUGGCGCCGCUCGCAUGUCUGCGCUGUUGACUUACCGCAGCCGCAACUCCUUCGAAUCCCGCUUCGGACGUAACAUUCCCGACCCCUCGAGGCGGCAGACUAUCCGAGAGAAGUCCAGGCCCAGCACCCCCUCCGAGGCUCACUUCCACAUUCACAACGACGGUCACAACGUCAAGCGGGUCACCAUCUCCCGGCAGAACAGCCAGGGAGGCACGACCGAGACUCCCGUAAAUGGCGCAACGGCCGACGCUGUCACGGAAUCUGCUGAUCCCCAGUUCCACGGUCCCCAGACGGAUAGUCUGACAGGCGGCGACAAGCUCCCCACCUCGACUUACUUCUCCGCGCAGUCCUACUUGCGGUACCAGGGACAGAAAUUCGUCAAGCGAUUUGACAGCAACUGCUACAUUGCCAUGACGAGAAAGCUAGACACUCAUGACGUCUCCCGCGGCCGCGCCCCGAGUAUUGCUGAAGCGCUGGCCCUGAUCGAGCAGCCCACACUUGUAUUGGGUAUCGAGAGUGACGGUCUGUUCACCUUUGCUGAACAGCAAGAGAUUGCCGAGCACAUCAAGACGGCUAGGCUUGAACGUAUCGACAGCCCCGAGGGUCAUGACGCCUUCCUGCUACAGUUUGAGCAAGUCAACCACUAUGUGCUGGAUUUCUUAAAGGAGACGCUGCCUGAUAUCAUGGGCAAGAAGGGCGAGGAGGUUGAGGAGGUCGGUGUUGGUCAGCUGACCAAGAGCAGCACUUUUGGGGAAGCCGAAGUAGACGAUAUUACUGCUUGGUAA
Colletotrichum truncatum is the source of this 1476-nucleotide messenger RNA. RefSeq names its product homoserine O-acetyltransferase. Gene Ontology annotation, molecular function: homoserine O-acetyltransferase activity. The record is from RefSeq and is a predicted model, not a curated record. Gene Ontology annotation, biological process: L-homoserine metabolic process. Lineage: Eukaryota; Fungi; Ascomycota; Sordariomycetes; Glomerellales; Glomerellaceae.